GUGCGACUCGCACAGUCGCUGCCCCCGCGACUUCUCAACUUCUUCAAGCGCUACCCUCCGCCCGCUCUGUCACAAUCUACCACCGCCUCGACAACCAUUGCCGCCAACACUUCCUCGGCCGAUGCAAAUGCAAACACGCCCACCUCAAUCUCAGAAGACGCUGUCCCCGAACCAUCCCUAAAACCCGAGAACCCUUUCAUGCCCUUCAAGAACCCCAUCACCCAAAGGUGGCAGCCCGCCUCUUUCUCUCUCCGCAAGCAAUCCGAGAUCAUCAAGCUCGCAAUCAAGCACAACGUCGUCUCUUUGCUACCAUACACGCACAAACUGCCCGACGAGGUCGCUCGUCGCCGCGCCGAACACGGUCUCCGCGUCAAGGGUACCGGUGUUGGCCAGAAGGUCAAGGGAAAGAUGUGGGAACGUACUCUGAAGGGCAGAUUGGACAAGCGUGAGAAGGCUAUGGUUGAUAUGCCCGAGAUGAUCCGUCACUGGAAGGAGAGAGGUCACGGAAGAGGCUGGAAGAAGUGGCCC
This is a messenger RNA of Aureobasidium namibiae CBS 147.97, 528 nucleotides long. RefSeq lists its product as uncharacterized. Lineage: Eukaryota; Fungi; Ascomycota; Dothideomycetes; Dothideales; Saccotheciaceae. The record is from RefSeq and is a predicted model, not a curated record. The annotation marks the transcript as partial. Gene Ontology annotation, molecular function: structural constituent of ribosome. The transcript has a single exon. Gene Ontology annotation, cellular component: mitochondrial large ribosomal subunit.